Molecule: messenger RNA, 6223 nt
Organism: Syngnathus acus (greater pipefish)
Lineage: Eukaryota; Metazoa; Chordata; Actinopteri; Syngnathiformes; Syngnathidae
Product: phosphatidylinositol 3-kinase regulatory subunit gamma-like
Exons: 12
Coding region: 1352-2953 (533 amino acids)
Biological process (GO): insulin receptor signaling pathway; phosphatidylinositol phosphate biosynthetic process
Cellular component (GO): phosphatidylinositol 3-kinase complex
Molecular function (GO): 1-phosphatidylinositol-3-kinase regulator activity
Source: RefSeq, a predicted model, not a curated record
UAACCAAAUCCUUUCGACGAGAGCUGUGCUGGCUGGCUGUCUGUCUGUCUGGCUGUCUGUCUGUCUGGGACGUCACCGAAAGGAAAAGAACCGCGGGGGCUGCCGCUCUUGUUUUGUCUCCGAUGACCUAACAUUUUUUUAACCACUUCCUUCCACACCACUUCUUUCAUUAUGUUGAUCUGUGAAGUGGAACGUAAUGCUUGCAGAGUAGAGAGGUCAGGGGCUCCCACUGCCUAGAUACAUACAGUCUAAUAUUAGAACAUUUCCUUGAUUUGUUAGCAGCAUCUCUGCUGAUUCCUAAGCACAUGGCAACAAGCGGGCCAAUAGAAUUUCAAGAGCCCGCUAAGCACCUCGCUCUGUAUAGCAACAGUGGCAUCCUUCUUUUAUUUAUUUAUUUUAGAGCUUUUUUUUUUUUUUCUUUCCCCUCUCUCCCGCCGAUUCAUUCUCAUGCUUCUGACUCCCAGUGAGCUGGCACACUAUGCUCUUCAACUGUGAAAAAGAGUUCCAGUCAGAAGAGAGCAGUGCUGCGUUUACCUUUCUUUACUUAGAAAAUAGCAACAUUUUUUUAGUUUCUUUUUGUUGUUGUUCUGAUCUACUCUCAAAUGUCAGCAUUUUUACCUGCCACUCCAGAAAAGUUUCUUUAUUUUCAGCCAAAAAAAAUAAACAAAAAAUGGGCUUAGUCCUGGAAAAGUCUGGAAAAGAAUUCUAAGGACAGGAAGUGUCACUGGAGGGAAAAAAAAAUGACAUACCCAGGAGGAAUGACAUCACGGCAAGAAGUUGUAUUCAGAUGGGAUAUACACACAUCGGGAGGAGAGGAUUUUCAAAGAUGGAGGAUACAGGAGAAGAGGCGGUACAGGAUAGGAGGAGCGGAAGGACAUAAGAUGGCGUGAGGACCCAAGCCGGUGGUUGGUUUGAUCGGAGCCACGUGUGCGUCCGGCCGGCCACGUCUCUUCGCCGCUUCAUGGAUGUCGACGAAACGUUUGCUGAUGGCCGCUCUCCGCAGUCCUGGACCGGGCUGUUCACCGGUCACUUUCAAGCAACUCAUAUCUAAAUGAGCCAAUCAUAGCACAAAACUACGAAAAUGACUUCAAAUGCAAACGGCACUGGCUGGAUCAAGCUCUACUGACUGUCAGUCUGCUCAAGGAUGUGGUUCAAUGACAAAUUGAGGCAGAAGAAUGAGCACUACCUCCUGAACAAAUGGCAUUUGUGAAAUCUGCAAAUCUGUCUCCCUCUCCAUCGUUGGCCAUGAGUGUAACUGGCAGGUGAUAGAUAAUCUAGCAUGUGAUCAACGGAAUUGAGGAACCCCAGCGUCCUGCCGCUACACCACCUCAAUUCAAUUUUGUCGGGGAAAAUGGCAGAUGCAGGUUUCCACCUCCGGACAGCAGACAAGUUCCAGGCUGCAGAUUUGCUGACGUCACCGUUUGCAGCACUCAAUCUUGUGGAAGAGAAGAGCGAGCAAACGGGGGAUGAGCCCCAAUCCCAUUCCGCGUGUCCUCCCAUCACGUCAUCGACAUCCAGCCAGUCACCACAGGAGACCGGGAUGAUGUGUUCAGCUUCAUGCUCCAAUCCGUCAUCAGCAGAUCAAGUGUUCUUGGAGACAAAGAUGAACAGAAAUGACAGCCAGGCUGAGUCUCUGACAGCUUUUGUGCAGGACCUUACCACCAUCGCUGAUGCUGAUAAUGAUGUGUUCCAAGACUUGGGAAAGGAAGACGGGAUCCAAGCCAGCUUCAUCAGCAAAGCAAUGGCACCAUGCGAUUCCUGCUCUGAACAGCUGGUUGAUGCAGAGUGGUAUUGGGGCAACAUCUCAAGAGAUGAAGUGAAUGGAAUGAUGAGAAACACACCCGAUGGCACAUUCUUGGUGCGUGAUGCUUCCAACAAGGUCAAGGGAGAAUAUACACUCACGCUGAGGAAAAACGGCUCCAAUAGACUGAUAAAAAUUUUCCACGAUGGAGGAAGGUACGGCUUCUCCGAGCCGUUGACCUUCCAUUCUGUGGUGGACCUUAUUCAGUAUUACCAGAACAGGUCACUGGCCCAGUACAAUUCCAAACUGGACACACGGCUGUUGUUUCCCAUCUCUAAAUAUAUGCAGCAAGCUGUGAUGGAGCUUGACAUGGAUGCGGUGAGAGAACGCCUCAAGGUAUUUCAGGGCCAAUACGAAGGGAAGAGCAAAGAGUAUGACCGUCUCUAUGAGGAGCUCAACCAAACAUCACAGGAAUUGCAGACUAAAAGGAUGGCCAUUGAGGCAUUCAGCGAAAUCAUUCGGAUUUUUGAGGAGGAGUGUGAAACGCACGAACGCUACAGCAAGGAAUACAUCGACAUGUUCUUCAAAUUAGACAACAGCACGGAGACUGACAAGCUGCAAAACAACCCUGACGAGCUGCAAUCCAGAGUGGAGGAAAUCCAUAACAGCAAAAUAAAGUUGGAGGAGGAAUUAAGGAGGAAGGUGCUUGCCCACAUGGAGCUUGACAGGAAAUUAAACCACUUGAAACCGGACCUUGUGCACCUCAGGAGGAUCAGAGAUCAAUAUUUGUUCUGGCUUUCUCAGCAAGGAACCAGGCAGAGCCAGAUUGAUGACUGGCUCGGUGUACGCAAUGAAGAAGACCCGUACACUCUAGCAGACGAUACCCACCGCGAAGAGCGGACAUGGUACGUGGGAGGUAUGACUCGGAAGCAGGCCGAGGAGCUUCUGGAAGGCAAACGAGACGGCACUUUCCUCAUCAGAGAUAGCCAAAGUCAAAAAGGAUCCUUUGCCUGCUCUGUUGUUGUGGACGGGCACGUGAAGCACUGUGUGAUCAACAGGACGUCCACAGGCUACGGCUUUGCUGAGCCCUACAACUUGUACUCGUCACUCAGAGAGCUGGUCCUCCACUAUCAGCACACAUCCCUGAUCCAACACAACCAGCAGCUGAAUGUAACCCUGGCCUGGCCUGCUCUCAGCCAGCAGCCCAGCUGAGAAACCACCAGCACGUCACACUGAUAGCACUUUCUCAACGCUUCACUGUAUUAUGGGCACUCGGAAAAAGACAACGACAAAAAAAAAGAUGAGGGACAUCUUUAACCAGCUCAAACUAAAAAAAAAAAAGUAGUGUUUUUACGAUUUCAAUGUGAUUUUUUUUUUUACAUACUGUAUAUGACCAACAAUCCUAUAAAUAUAAGUCACAUCAAAAUACUAAAAAUAGACCUAAUUUUGAAUGCUCCAAAUAGUUUACUGUAAAUGAUCAAAUAUGUUAAGUUGAUUAAAUUCUGUUUUUUUGAGUGGGUCGAUAAAGAAAAAAUUAGGACAACAGGUCAGAACUGUCUUAGAUAUAAAUGACAUUUUGAAAAAAAGCCCCAGAAAGGUUUAUUAAAUGAUUAAAAUGUAUUGCAAUUAUUCUUUCAGCCACUUCAUGUCUACUUAACAUAUUCAUUUAUUUUAAUGUAAAUUAAAAUACUCAGAAAUAAUUACAAAUAUUCUAAUCUCAGACAGAUUUCACAAGUAUAAUCAAAACAAAGAUUUUGUAAAAAUAAGACUUACAAAUCUUCCCCCCAUUUAUUUGUGUAGGUGAUUUGUAAAGAUUAGUUAUAAUUGAAUUGACCCACCAAAAAUGCAAGAUUUUAAUCCAACUAAAUAUUCUUCCUUUAAAUUAUGCCUGUGUGUGGUAAGCAUGGAAUUUCUUUCAUAAAAUUAGGUAUAGUGUCUAAGAUAAGAACAUUCUUUAGUGUAAGAAAAAAAAAAAGAAAAGAAAAUCCACUUUAGAGUAAUGUUUAGUCUGUGUUGUAUGUUAAGUCACACAAGACGAUGAUGUCAAAGUGCGCUCGUUGCAGCACUGUGAGAAGUUCAAACACGAUGACUAGGGUGCUCCGUCCCAUUUGAAGUAUUAAAAUAAGGAGAUGAGAUGAGAAGCAGAAUAAUGAAAUGAUUCCAAAGGACAUAAGUAGGGAAAAAAAAUUACAAUUUGAGCUACUAAAGCGUUUGACUGAUUCCAAUGCAUCCAGGUUAUAAGAUUUGAGCUGGAGAAAGUAAUCCAGGAAAUUCUGGAUUAAAAGUGCCUUUGGGUGGUUUUUGUAAUGAUAUUUCCAUUUGCACAGGAAAAGCACAAGAAAAGGUCCAUUAGAUUUAUUGCAAGUUUAGCUUUCAGCUCAGUCACGACUUCCACUUUUAAGGAAGCUUUUGAAUUUUGUUGAUGAGCAGGUUUGAAAUCCAAUUGGAGUGUUAGGAGGAGUUCUUUCAAGCAUUUGUGAGGUACAAUCAAAACAGCGCUCGAUUCUUCGUCUCUUUCGAAAUGUGUUUACAUGUCAGAUCUGUCUGUCAGCCCUGGACAAGUUUGCUCUCCUUGAUUGUGCUCUGAGUGGAGGUGGACUGGUGCUCAUCAAAUUACAUUCAAUUAUUUAUUUUUAAAUAGUAAUAAACUAACACCGUCAAGUCUUAUGGAUGACUUAAAUGGAAAAGUAGAAAUAUAUUCAUUAAUACAGUAUGUUCUCAAAUCUGAAGCUGUUUUUAUUAUUAGCAAGCUGCAAAUGGUGUUUUGUCAGGGUUCCUAAAAGGUUGCAAACAGUUGCAAGUAGAUUUUAAUUGAAAAAAAGUCUGGCAAAAGUCUUUCGCAAGUGUAUACAGGCAAGUGUAUCAACAUUCAGGCCGUGCUCAAAGCCUCGCUAACCUUGGCUGCUCGGUGAGAUACAAGCUUGUCCCCGUGGACUGAACAAUAUUGUGUGCAGUGAGUCUUGAAGCUCCAGUCAAGAUGUGAACUUUGUUAUUCUGUUGAGAGGAGAGGAGAGCAGUGCUAUGAAACAAACAGCACUUGUCUCUGGUUAUAGAAAAAAAUAUAUACUAAUAACGACCUACAAUGAUGGAAAAUGGUACACCAUGUGACACUUUAUUUUUCUCCAUUAUCAAUAUCUGCAAGUGUCAGAAAUAAUCCUACAACAUUCCUAGGAAAUUACAAUAUUAAGACCGUGGGAUGCUCGUGUGGUCGUAGGUCGCCUCUGUCAUAUAAAAAAAAAAAAAAGAAAAUCCUCAUCUAUGGGAAGUUGUGAUACAAACCCACUGCUUGUAUUCUUGUUUCUCUUCUACAUGAUCAUAUAUCGAAAUGUGAGUUAGUGCUUGAUGAAAGAAAAUAUAUCAAAUAUGUCUGCACAUUACAGGACUUGCACAGCAACUCUAAAACAGGAGAAGCACAGAAUUUGCACUAAAGCAUCUCAAGUGAUGUAGAUGAUGAUGGCCGCCGUUCAUGCCAUCAAGUCGUGUUAUUUGUCUUUCAUGAAGCAAGCCGAUUUGUGAUGGUGCUAAAUGUGUCAUGUGACUGACAGAGGAAUUCCGAGACAGUGUUUUCACCAUUUUCCUAACAAUAUUUCAUUUGACAUAGACAACUUUGUAUUUGUGGAGUUUCUCUUUCUGUUGGUGUAGUGUUUCAUAACCUUUUCAUUAUUGUGGGAAAAAAGUAGCAUAGUUCAAAUGAUCACUUUGCUUUCUGGUACACAAUAGCCAGUAGAAGUUCACUGUACUUGCCAUGUGCAUGACAAGACUUUAUUUAAAAAGGGUAGCCAUUGAAAUGUUCUUUCAAAUACCUCUUAUUUUUCUUGCAGGUUAAAAAAAAAAAUCACAAUGCUCAGGCCUUUAAAUUGGGUUUAGUUUGUGGUGUGGACGAUUAAAAUGAUGAAAUAUUGAACUCGACGGAAUCAAAUUUAUUUUUAUUAUAUUGUACAACUGGGAAGGGUCACUACAAGUCAUGGGAUUGUCAAGCUUUUUAGAGUUUGUUAGAUGUUAUCUUUGAGGAGUUUGGAAUAUUUGAAAAGGUCUAAUGGUUAAUAAAAGUGAUUCAACGAGAAAUGUUAUCUUGCAUUUUGUCAAGCAAUUUGUACAACAACAAAUCCAUAUGACAAAUGGGAAGAAAAAAAAUCCCCCGUGCUGGUUUCAGUUUGAACUGUGUAUACAAUCAAAUACCUCUUCGUGUUUCUGUGACUUUGGCUUGUUGCUGUUGUGACUGUAGAAAUGUGUCUCUCUGCUUUCAUCCAAAUCAUUUAGCUGCACUGAAUAGUUUUUUUGCUGUGAAGAAAUAUAUGUUCAUGUCAAUGUUGGUUUACUAUUUGAAUUAUGCAAUGACACUGUGCGUUGUGUCGCGGUAGCUUGUCUUUCUUUUUAGAAGUCAGUCAUAUGAAGAAAUGUGCUGGUUUAAAAUGUUUUAGUUCCUUGCCUUCCUUUGUCCAUGUAUGCACUUUAACUACCAAAUAAAGUCGAGAUUAUAAA